This is a messenger RNA of Phodopus roborovskii (desert hamster), 15188 nucleotides long. RefSeq names its product ATP binding cassette subfamily A member 13 (gene Abca13). Gene Ontology annotation, biological process: lipid transport; transmembrane transport. Gene Ontology annotation, cellular component: intracellular membrane-bounded organelle; membrane. NCBI's taxonomy places the organism in Eukaryota, Metazoa, Chordata, Mammalia, Rodentia, Cricetidae. The record is from RefSeq and is a predicted model, not a curated record. Gene Ontology annotation, molecular function: ABC-type transporter activity; lipid carrier activity; ATP binding.
AUGGGGCAUGCUGGGCGCCAGUUCCAAGCCCUGUUCUGGAAGAACUGGCUUUGCAGACUACGGCACCCAGUCCUCUCCCUUGCUGAAUUCUUCUGGCCAUGUAUCCUCUUCAUGAUUCUGACCGUGCUUCGUUUUCAAGAACCCCCCAGACACAGAGAUAGCUGUUACUUGCAAGCCCGGGAUCUUCCCAGCCAGGGUGUUCUCCCUUUUGUUAAAGGACUGCUUUGUAACACUGGCUCAAGUUGUAGGAACAUCAGCUUUGAGAGUUCCAUGGAUCACCAUUUUCGUUUGUCUAGGUUCCAAACUGCAACUGAUGACAGCAAAGUCAGUAGCCUGGUAUUUUUAAAAGAGCUACAGGACCUGGCUGAGGACAUUUUUGAAACAAUGCACAAGGCAAAGAGCUUACAAAACCUCUGGCUGAAAAGGUCAGACACUCCAGGUUCCUCUUAUGGCUCCAGUUUUUUAACAAUGGAUCUCAAUAAAACUGAAGAUGUGAUAUCAAAAUUGGAAAGCCUCCACCAGCAACCUCAUAUUUGGCAUUUUCUACAUUCACUUCCCAGCCUGCACACAACCAGCGCUCACUUGGAAGACAGCAUAGAUACCGUGGCACACUUUCUCCAGGCAGGCUUGAAUUCGUUAACAUCUCUGGGGGAUUUGGAUUGGCUACCAUUGCACCAGACGGUCUUCCACGUUUCUAGACAUGCUCUGAAUGUGACCAUUUCCACCCUGAGGUUUCUGAUGCAGCACAGAGUGGCUGUCAAUGAGUCCGUUUACCACCUAUCCCUGCAGAAAAUGAUAUGGGACCCACAGAAAGUCCAAGCUGAUCUCAAAUCCCAAUUUGGUUUCAAUGGCCAUCAAGUGGAACAUAUCCUGAAUUAUUCAUCUGAGCUGAAGGAGAUUCCUACACACCAGGUCCUCAAGAGGAUGAUAUGUUCCAUCUUGUCCAAUACUUCUGAGGAUGAAGCUGAGAGCAAGGGCUACCAGGCAGACUGUCACCCCAAGUGGUCAGCAGUCAAGGACUAUAUCAUCCAUGCAGUCAGUUGGCUGAAACUCUAUGCACAGGUGUUUGACCAGUGGCAGCAGGGUGGUCUGCUGCAGAACCUGCUCACAGGUGUCAGUCACAGCCUGGCAGCUCUUAGGGAGCAGUUUAAAGAGGAAAGUGAACCAUGGAAGGUAGUGGAAACCCUGCACACUGCCAUUCUCAUCCUGAGUGACAGCUUGGCAGCGGAUGGCCCCAGAGACAGCCAUCUGUUUUCACAGAUAUUCCAGCUUCUGGGCAAGUUGCAAUGUGUGGUGUCAGACCUGUCCCCAUGGCCGGUUCUGAAGAGAUUGCCCCUGCUGGAUACUGUUCUCAGAAACAUGGUGACCCAGGACUUGCGUUUUGUCCAAGGAGUCCUCAGUUACCUGGAGACAUCAGCAAGGGAUUUUAUGCCUGGUGGAUCUGGCAGCUGGAUACUAGAAAAGGAUAUGUUCUUCUGGGGGCUAAAACAGCUGUUGACAAAGAACGCUUCUGCCACUUGCCUGAAUGGACACUUGUCCCAGGAGGCAGCCCUCCCCAUUGGGAACGCCAGCAUCUGGAGAAGUCUCUGGGGAGUGCUAUGCCACGACCCCUCCGUCAAUGAGACCAGUGUUUUACAUGAGCUGCUUCUUGCAGUGAAGGAAGCUGGUCAUAGUUUGCAAGAUGUCAUUGUGGCACAUACGGAUGAACCAGUUUCAGAACAAUUUGGGCAUUUAGGUUGGCAGGAACUUGGGACACAGCUGUCAGAAGUGAACUUUACUUGUUCUCGGGUCUUCAAGCUGCCAGGAGCUGCCAUGUCACCUGAGAAAGGUAUCUCUCCAGGUGGCUGUGAGUACCAGCUUGUUUCCACAGUGAUGUCUCACAUACUUGAAGAAGGACAAAUGUCCCUGGAGCAUGUAUUGUAUUGGAAAAUCUUCAUAGGGAUCAUCAGGAAGACAUGUGAAUUGACUCGAUAUGUGAACAUGCAUGAAAGUUUCCAGAACAGUCUGCCAUCUUUCUCUGACGACUCUCCUUGUUAUACAAAAAACAUGGAUUGGAAAGCCAUUAUUGAUACGUACUUUGUAUUUUUCAAUAACAUUAUGAAGUCCCCAAUAACUUCCAUAGCCAGGGUCUUAAAUUUCACAAAGCACCUUUUAGUGGUGGACAAGAAGAUGCAUGCCUUUGAAAAUGGACAGACGAGCAUUCUUUUGUCACUUGUGGAGUUUUUGGAGGAAUUUUUGUUGUUCGACCCUUCUGGCUCACUCACUGCUCCUGAAUUUCAUAGUUUCUCUUCUCUCAGUGACCUUGUUCUGAAUAGAAGCGUUCCAUGGAUAAAUCGCUUAAAAAGUUUAGAGAGAGACCCACAUGAUGGUGAUGCUCAGAAACUUCAGGAAAUUCAGAAACUGGUUAUUGAAAAAAUUCAAAGUCUUAAAAAUCAUUGGAUGAGGAGGGAAUCCAAAAAUAUUUUGAGAUUCAUUGAAUUAAUACUUCUUGAAAUUAACCCAGAACUGCGAGGAUUCUGGCUCAAUGGCACUUCACAAGGAGGAAGAGCUAAAUUUGAAAUCUCAUCCACACUUGGAAAUUUUUCUGUUCCAGAAUAUGAGAAAAUUCAUAGCAAAAGCUUUAAUCUCUCCCAAUUGUUCCAUGCCUAUUGGCCCAACUCACCAGCUGCGAACACAGACUUUAUACACUUAAGCAGGGCUAUAAUACACAGUCUCUAUGAAUUUAGCUUCCUGACACAGGAACAAGUCUCAAUAGCUCUGGACACCAUCUAUGCUCUGCAGAACAUGUCUGAGCAUUUCUCAGCCCUUUCUGAACCCCAGAAACAAGAACUGAAUGACAUUUUGGCUUGUAUAAAUGUCUUCAAAGACAGAGAUGCAACUCUUCUUCUGCAGACCUAUUCUUCGCUUUACCAAUACUUUCAUAAAUUCCUUAAUGUUCAGAAUAGAGAGUCUUUGAUAAUUUAUCUUACUUGGCUCUCUAGAUACAUUUUGGAUCUCAUAAAGCAGCUUAAUAUCCAAAACAUCCACAAAGCACUUUUGCUUUUAUCUGAGACAACAGAGGCUCUUGGGACAAUACUGGAAGUAUCUUACUGUCAGCAAUUGCUUUCAAUUUUAAAAUUUUUGGAGCUUCAAGCCCAGUCGCUGAUGUCUGCCGAGGGCCUGGCACCAGGAGUGAUUCAUGCUACUUUGACAGGCCUCAAGCAGCUGUUUGCAGUGGAUGAAGGCUUUCGUGUUUCUUUACUUCAGUAUGUCAAUCAGUUCUCCAAUGCUUCAGCAGGGACCCUGCUGCUGAGUGAAUGCACCAUUCUUGGAAAUGCAACCAUUUCUUCAGUGAAUUAUUCAGGAAAUGAAGGAGCUUCACUUCCUUUCCCAUGGACACAAUUGUUUUCAAACCUCUCAGUAAAUGGCACUGCGAUCAGUGAAUUCAUGGCCAUUCAGUGCACCCUUUCAUGGAUUCAGACCUGGACUGAGAUCUGGGGAAGCAUUUCUCAAAUAUUUAAACUUGACCUGAAUAUUUUUACUUUUCUUCAUGUUGGUAUCACUCAGCUUUUGGAUGAACUGGGAAAUGAUGGGAACAUUUCUAAAACCUGCCGAGGAAUAGUCCCCACUUAUCAUACUGCUGGACUCAUAUUAGAUUUAUUUAAAAAUGUAACUCAGGAGAAUGACUUUCAUGACUGGGAUGGCCUCCUGGUCCUCAGGGAUCUUUGGGUAGCAUUAGGUAAUGAAUUAGCUGCAGUGCGAUCACUUAACCUGGACCAAGUAGAGAAAUCUUUUGUCACCAUGGAAACCUCCCUGCACCAGCUGAAGACAUUUCUAAUGAAAACAAACACAAGCUGGGAGUUUUUAUAUCCCCUCUUUGAUGUCUUCAUUGAGUUGAGCAAAGCCUCAGACUAUGUGGAUAGAAAUGGUGAUCUGAUAAAUAACUUUCUUUCCAAUGAUCUCACAGAUCAUAGAGGCAAAUUUACCGGUGGCAUCACUGAACUGAGAGAAACAAUAUUACUUCUUAGGAAUGUGUCACAGGAUAGAACUUUAUUAUCAUGUGCAUAUAUUUUCCAGAAUCUAACUGAGUUGAUUUCCAAAGAUAAUUCAUUACUUGUGAACACUUCUAAGAAGCCAGCACAUAUUCUGGCUAUGUUAAGUUCCAUAUUUUCAUCGAAGAACACAAGUACCAGCCUGGAAGGGUGCAUUGAGUGGAUAGAUGUCAUAAAUAGUCUGUGUAUGUUAUAUAACUCAAGUUCCUCACCCAGCCAUCCUCACAGCACUUUGGGAAGCUUUAAGGAUAUAGAGAACAAAAUGAACUCUGCAUUGAAAAUUCUAACUUGGGCACUAAAUAAGAAGAUACCCUUUUGCCCAUCAAAUGAGUCAUAUAUAAAUUGUGUGACUGUUUACCUGAAAGACAUAACUGACUUUCUAAAUAUUAUAGUUACUAUAGGCUUAGGAAAAGAGAAGGUCCAUGAAUUUGAGAGUUUAUUUGCUCUCUUCAAUGAUUCCAUAAAACACAUAAAUAUGAUCAUCACCAAUUUAACAAGAGAUUAUGAUUUUGCCUCCUUGUCUGACUGGAAGCAUAUCAAGGACUUAUUUCUGAGACCCAGAGGAAUGUCAGAUGACAUUCCUGAUCAGUUUCAGAAUAUUUGGCAGCACAUCAUAACACUGGGGAAGGAAAUGCAGAAACUUUUAAAAGGUAGUUUCCAUAGUGUCCUCAGAAAUAAUUCCUCUUCUGACACUGAAGCAGUGUUUGGUGUAUUCUCUACCAGUCCAAAGGAAAGCGAUAUAAGCCGUUUAGGCAAUUCCAUUUACCGCUUAGCUAAUUACUUUGCUCUCAACUCAACUCAUGAUCUUUGGAAUUCAUCAGAAACUGUCCCACAUGAAAUAUUGAAAGCUGUAGGUUUCUGUAUCCAACUGACACGGGAUGUUUUCAACUCUUUAAUGCCUGCAUUCCGUUUCAAUAUUCCCCAAAGUUCAGAUCACGCUCAAGUUUUAAAGAAAGUGACAUCUUUCCUGCAUUCUCUCAAGAAGGCAGACAUAGAGCUCUUAGUAGGCCAGCUGGGUCAAAUUGGUGAAAACUUAAUGAGUUUCUUUAAGAAUCUCAGCAGGUCAGGGGUUGACAAUUUAGGGGUCCAUGUGCUUGUUGGCUUAGUGGAAACAUUUGUAGACAGCUCACAUUCAUGGAGCGUUAAUCACCUGCUGCGCCUCUCUCGCCUGCUUCCCAAGGAAGUGGUGAACACUGUGUUGGAUGUAUAUUACGCUCUUCCCCAUAUUGUGAGGCUCAUGCAGAGGGUCACAGAUAAAAACAUCACAGAGAGCCUCAGGGACAUUUAUAACUUCACACUUCUUCAUGGAAUAACGGCGUUCAAUACCAGCAAGGAAGACUUCGCCAAUGUGAUUAAAACUCUUCUGGAUACAGUGGAGUUAGUAUCUGACAAGCCAGCCGUUAUUUCAGAGGCUUUAAUGUGCCUUCCCAGGGCUUGGUGCUUGAACCACACAACUUCCGGGCUUGAGGAAAAUCCUGAGGUAGAAGGCUGUGAUGUCCAGGGGUACACAUCUUCUUCCUUUUACCACAUGGUGAUCAGUAUACUGAAUUUUCUUCAUCUGCCACACUCAAGUGAUUCCCAGUGCAUAAAUGAAAACUCUGGAGUGGAAAUAACCAGGAAAGUGGUCUGUGUGAUGCAUGAGUUUGCAGACUGGAAUUCUAUUCUCUCGGAGCUGUUGGAGAUCUUCCAUGUUAAAUAUGUACCUGUGAAGACUCUGCAGGGACUUUGGCAUAAGGUGUUACCCUUCAUGUCACCUUCUGGGAAUCAAGUCAAUGGCAGCAUCCCAGAACUCUGUCCUAUUGGUACCAUUAAGCAAAGUGCUUUGCAAGUCAUAGAAAAGCUAAAAUAUGCAAAUUUUACAAACUUUCUACUUCAUGAAAACAUUCUGGACAGGCUAGAUAACUUAUACAAGAUCCUUAACAUUACUGAAGUCACAGAUACAUCUGUCCAAAAAAAUGUUUACUUAAAUUUGGAGAGGAUCUUCAAAUUGAUUUCUGCUUUUUGGAGUUUAAGGAACAGUACUCACUAUCUACUAUCACCAAUUACAAACUUUCUGAAUAUAAAUCAUACAGAUAGGAGCCCAAACUCAUUGUUAAAUUUAAUUAAAACCGAUAAAGCAAUUUACAACUUUGAAGAACUGUGGUUUGACUUUAAACAAACCACCAAAGACCCUACCAGUAACUCAAGUCUAGGACAAUUACUUUCUGAUAUUAGCAAAAAGAUCAGAGGCAUAAUGGCUCUUCAAAACACAACUGUCCAACGUCCCCAGCUUCUGGAAAUCCUGGAUUCAUCACCGUUGAAGAUGUCAGAAAUUACUGAAGGCUUUUUAUUUCUCAUAGAACAUUGGCUCCGUGAGUAUGAAAAUGAAGAUUACUUCAGGUUGAUACAAAGACUACUUGAUGCCAUGACUAGUGGGAAUUCAACUGAUGUAACUAUGCUGGCCAGGGAUCUUGCUACAUAUUUGGGCUAUCUCAGAAACAGUACUAAAGAAGGCAGUUUUGAUGUUGGUGUUCUCACUCAUAUACUAAAUCAAGAGCAACUAACUAACUUCGCAACUCUUCAGUUACUUCUUGAAAGCAUUGUGAUGAAUUUAGUUAGUAACUUCGCUGAACAUUCUCAGGAAACCCCUCUGAGUUUCAGUGGCACCGACCUUCAAAUAAUGGAUUUCAUUACUCUCAUCUUGAAUCACACACAGUCCAAAAAUGGUGGGGAAACUGCAGGGAGCACAGAGAGUUUCCUGAAGCAGCUUUUGGAGACAUUCUUCUUCUCUUUGCUAAAUGGAAUGCCUGAAAAUAAAAUAUCACUUCUGCUAAAAGACCUCCAUAGAGGUUUCAUUGCAGAGAUGAGGUGAGUGCAUUUUAAUAAAAUUCUUAAAAUUCUGAAACAGGAUCCAUUCCUUACCUGGAUGAAUGAGGACUCAUUGAUGAAUAUUUUCUCAAGUGUCUGGACUGUUUAUUAUCUGAUUAAGAACUCAUUUUCAUUAGACAACAGAGAACUCUCUGGAGUCCUGAAAGGUUUAUCUCACACCCAUCCAAGGGAGCCCAGGAUGAACACUGACACUGAAGACCACUUGGAUUUCUUUACCGUAGUGACUCAGUUUCUCUCCCAGGUCAAUAAUUCUGAGGACCUCUCCAAAUUCAACCAAAAUCUUAGGUCUGUUCACCACCUCGUAAGAGAAAGUUCUGCAGAAACGGCUAAUAUCAGGGAUAUUCUCUUACACUCACCUACUCAGGCCUGCCACUCUUCCUUUCCUGUGCUCCAACACACUGUAGUUGCGAAGCUAAAUGACUUGUUUCUGUUGUAAAUCGUUCAUUUCCCUCUAAGAAACAAAGACACACCAGAACCAACUAUGAGGUUAUUUGGUGCCAUUUCCCGAGUUGGUGCAGAAAGUCAUGUCCUGGAGCCUGCCUUAGAAAUAUCUAGAGCUCUGACCAUGCUGGUGAAUAACACUGCUGAACUUGGUAGUGUUGCCUCUUCAGUGGAUUCCAUGGUGAGACUUCUCAAUCUAGCCAAAAAAGUUUCAAGAAAGAUGGCUAUGAUGUUGGGAGCUCUCUCCAUCUCUAGUACAAAGGACUCUGGGAAAUUCUUUGACACAUUGUAUUCCAUCAUGCUACAAAGUUUUCAACCCAAUGUGAAGCAAAUAAUUGCUUUGAAAAACGUAGAAUCUUUCAUUUUUGAAAAGACAAAGGAUUUGUUGGUGCCAUUUCUUGACCUGGCCUUCUGGAUGACUGGAGUCACACCUAAUAUAUCACAGGACUAUGGUAUUUUUAACAUGUCAUCUAAUAUACUUUCAUACAUCAACCAAUCCAAAGACUUUUCUGAGAUUUUGGAAGAAAUGACUGAAAAUUUAAUUUCUACAAAAAUUGGUUUGAGAGAUUUGGAGCAUCUUGUGGUGGUGAUUAAAAACAGAACUCAAAAUUUUUCUACAGAUGCUGCUAACUUAUGGGGAGAGAUUCUAGAUUGCUUAGUUCCUAUUAGUAACAUCACUGACCAACUGGACUUCUUAAAGUUUUAUAAGCUUUCUUCUACCAGUCGUCCUCAGGCCCUAAGUCACGAGGGUAGUCAUGAAGUAAUCCAAUUUUUGGAUGGAAUGUUAACAGAUAACAUCACAGAAAGAGAGACUUUCUUGAAAAUGGUGAUUGAUCUCACCUUACAAGCUCUUUGGAAUGGCUUAAACGAAGAUAACUGGGAUAUUUUUAAUCUCCUGUUGGCAUUUGCCCAACACCCAAAUGACCUUUUAAAAACCAUAGAAUCGUGGAGUAACAGUGACUAUGGAGAUGAUUUAAACCAAGAGUUAUUUUCCAAUUUGUCAUUGCUUCAGAACACCACUCACUAUCAGCUUGCAAAGACAGUCCUGAUUGUUCUCAGCAGACUGGUCCCCUGGACUGAAGGGCUGCCUCCAAACAAUGCUCAGUGGAUACAUUUCACAAGAACUUUGCUUCACCCAGAUAGCAACAGCUUUCCUAUUUCAGCCACUGGUCAGAAUGUUACAUCAACAAAGGGGGGCUCUGAACCAAUGUCAUACUUCCAGAAAUUUCUGAAGGCAUUAUUUGUAUCCAUUAGACACUGGCAGAGAGUCCCACAAGCUGAUCAAAGUGUUUUGGAGAUGUGUCAAGUUUUCCGGCAGCUGGAGAAGCCCUCGGAAGCUGUGGAGAUGCUGCACAGAGUGGAGAUGAUGGCGCUGCAUGUACUCAUCAUCUUUGCAGGUGGCCCGUCCCUGACUAAGGACGUUCUGUGUGCUGUGCUGAGUUGUAAGGCAGAUGGGAUGAGGCACCUGAUCUUAUCUGCUGUGCAAGGAGUCACUUUGGCACAUCUCCACUACCAGGAAAUUGGAAAGAUAUGGUCCUCACCGGAUCAGCUGGACUGUGAACGUCUUAGCAGGAAUCUGUUCAGUGCUUUGGAAGACCUCAAAAGCAGCUUGGAAAAUGCUUCUAGCCAGGGCUGCAUAUGCCAGCCCCUGGUAGGAACAGUGCAACAGCACAUGCACAGGUUGAUCAAAAGUCUCAAGGAGACAUGGAUGGCAAAGAUUCCUGUUUUGAUGUUCCUUAGCAAUUUCACAGUUACAGAGGAUGUCAAAAUAAAGGAUUUGAUGAAAAACAUCACCAAAUUAACUGAGGCCCUUCGCUCCUCCUUCCCCAUCUCUGACGAGACCAUCCACAGCAUCUUAGAAGCCACCAUUUCCCAUUCAAAGGUUCUCUCCAGUGUCCUCACUGUAGCUUUGUCUGGAAAGUGUGAUGAAGAGAUUCUUCAUCUCCUGCUGACCUUUCCCAAGAGUGAGAAAUCCUGGUUUGCUACAAAGGAACUCUGCAGCCUGCCUGGCUCUCAAGUGUUCUCUCUGCUUGUGGUGAUGGGCCAGAACCUGAACCUGAGGAACCUCAUUUACAAAACUCUGAUACCCUCUGAAGAAAAUGGCUUGCUCAACUCCCUGUUGGAUGUCAUUUCCAGCCUCAGCUCCAUCCUUGCCAGAGCCCAGCAUGUCCUUGAACAUCUCUCUGAAUUUCUUCACAUGUUUAAAAUCACCACCUUGCUAGACAUGCCAGACUUCCAACAGGUUUUACAGAAAGACCAAACCAGAAGUUCAUCUUUAGCCUCUUUCCAGUCUGUGAUGAAACUUCUCUGUAAGGACCAGGACUCUUUCCUCAGCAACUCCAACAUGUUCGUUAAUUUACCCAGAGUCAAUGAGCUCUUGGAGGAUGACAGAGAGAAGUUCAAUAUUCCUCAUGACUCAACACCAUUUUGUUUGAAGCUUUAUCAGGAAAUUCUACAGUCUCCAAAUGGUGCACUGGUAUGGUCUUUCCUAAAACCUAUAUUACAUGGAAAAAUACUGUAUACACCGAGCUCUCCAGAGAUCAAUGAGGUCAUUCAAAAGGCUAAUUAUACUUUUUACUUUGUGGAUAAGAUAAAAACUUUAUCGGAAACACUUCUGAAGAUGUCCAGCCUUUUCCAGGGAAGUGGAAAUGGCCAAAUGUUCAACCAGUUGCAGGAUGUUCUGAGAAACAAAUUCAUAAGAAAUUUUGUAGAGAGCCAGUUGAGUAUUGACACGGACAAGCUCACUGAAGAUCUCCACACAUAUGGACGGACGCUGGACAAGAUGUUUAAUCAUGUGGGGGCUGGACGCUUCCAGUUCUUGGGUGGUAUCUUGGCUAAUCUCUCUUCCUGUGUGGUGUUGGACCGAUUCCAGGCAGUGGAGGCUGUUGACACCCUGGAGAUCAAGGCACAUGAACUCAUGCAGCAGAAUAGUUUCUUGGCCAGUAUCAUAUUCAACAGUUCCUUGGGACACAGACAUAUCAGAUCAGCACAUGGCAAAUUGCCACCCCAUGUUACAUACACAAUCCGAACCAACAUCUUAUACAGCAUGAGAACAGACAUGAUAAAAAAUCCUUCCUGGAAGUUUCAUCCUCAGAGUCUACCAGCUGAUGGGUUCAAAUACAACUACAUCUUUGUCCCAUUGCAAGACAUAAUUGAGAGAGCCAUCAUCGCAGUACAGACAGGGCAGGAAGCCUUGGAGCCAACUACACAGGCACAGGCAUCUCCCUACCCAUGCCACACCAGUGACUUGUUUCUGAACAAUGUUGGCUUCUUUUUUCCACUGAUUAUGAUGUUGACUUGGAUGGUGUCUGUGGCCAGCAUGGUCCGGAAGCUGGUUUAUGAGCGAGAGAUCCAGAUAGAAGAGUACAUGAGGAUGAUGGGGUUGCAUCCUGCCAUCCACUUCCUAUCCUGGUUCCUGGAGAACAUGGCCACGAUGGCUCUGAGCAGUGCAGCUCUGGCUGCCAUUCUGAAGAUGAGUGGCAUCUUCAUGCACAGUGAUGCUUUUAUUGUUUUUCUUUUCUUGCUGGACUUUGGGGUGUCAGCUGUCAUGCUGAGUUACUUCUUAAGUGUGUUUUUCAACCAAGCUAAUACAGCAGCCCUGUGCACCAGCCUGGGGUACAUGAUCAGCUUCCUGCCCUACGUGGUUCUGUUAGUCCUGCACAACCAACUCAGCUUCACCAGUCAAACCCUUCUGUGCUUGCUUUCAACCACAGCCUUCGGACAAGGAGUCUUUUUCAUUACAUUUCUGGAAGGACAGGAAGAAGGGAUCCAGUGGAGUCAUAUGUACCGAGCUCCAGAGCCAGGAGGCAUGACAUUUGGCUGGGUCUGCUGGAUGAUUCUAUUUGAUUCAAUCCUCUAUUUUCUGUGUGGAUGGUAUUUCAGCAACUUGGUCCCUGGAACUUUUGGUUUAGGGAAACCAUGGUAUUUUCCCUUCACUGCUUCCUAUUGGAAAAGUGUGUGUGGUUUCAUGGAGAAGCGGCGAUGCUCUCUGAGUUCUGGCCUAUUCUUCUUCAAGGAGGAUGUUGGCAACAAAGGCUUCUCACAGCAAAAUGGCCCAGGAGAGCUAAAAGGAGGCACUCCAGGAGUGUCUCUAAUAUCUGUGACAAAGGAAUAUGAAGGCCACAAGGUGGCUGUCCAAGAACUCACCCUCACCUUCCACAGAGACCAGAUCACAGCCCUGCUGGGAACCAACGGUGCAGGGAAAACAACCAUCAUAUCCAUGUUGAUGGGGCUCUAUCCUCCCACUUCUGGAACCAUCAUCAUAAAUGGCAAGAACCUGCAGACAGAUUUGUCCAAGGUCAGAGAGGAGCUGGGAGUGUGUCCACAGCAGGAUGUUCUCCUGGACAAUCUCACUGUAAGGGAACACCUAGUGCUCUUUGCUGCCAUAAAAGCACCUUGGUGGACCAAGAAGGAGCUACAGCAGCAAGUCAACAAAACUCUUGAUGAAGUAGAACUAACUCAGCAUCAGCACAAGCCAGCUCGAGUUCUGUCUGGAGGCAUGAAGAGGAAACUCUCCAUUGGCAUUGCUUUCAUGGGCAUGUCAAAGACAGUGGUUCUAGAUGAACCAAGCAGUGGGGUGGACCCUUGUUCCCGUCGCAGCCUCUGGGACAUUCUACUCAAGUAUCGGGAAGGUCGCACAAUCAUCUUCACAACCCACCACCUGGAUGAAGCUGAGAUGCUCAGUGACCAUGUGGCUGUCCUUCAGCAGGGGAGACUCAGAUGCUAUGCUCCUCCUGCAGGCCUGAAGGAGACCUAUGGCCAAGGACUCACCCUGACGCUCACCAAACAACCCUCUUUCCUAGAAGCCCAGGAUCCCAAGGAUGUGGCUCGUGUUACAUCCUUGAUACAGGUCUAUAUUCCACAAGCAUUCCUCAAAGAUAGCAGCGGAGCUGAGAUGACUUAUACCAUCCCCAAGGAUGCAGACAAGACCUGCUUCAAGGGGCUUUGUCAGGCUCUGGAUCAGAACUUACAGCACUUGCACUUGAUGGGGUAUGGCAUCUCAGACACCACCUUGGAAGAGGUGUUUUUGAUGCUUUUGCAAGAUACCAACAAAAAGUCUCACAUCACUCCAGAAACCAAAUUAGAAGCUCAGAAUGAAAUACCUGCUGGAUCCUCUUCUCAACAAUGUGUCUCUACGGUGAGGAUGCUACCUGUAGGAACCCUGUUUGAGCCCAUGCGGGGCUUCCAGCUGCUUCUGGGACAGGCAGUGGCACUUCUGAGGAAGCGGCUGCUGCAUACACUACGAGCCUGGAAAAGCACCACCUCAGACCUGCUGCUGCCGGUGCUCUUUGUGGCCUUGGCCAUGGGCUUGUUCAUGGUGCAGCCUCUGGCUACCACAUACCCUCCUCUCAAACUGACACCUGGGCAUUAUGAGACUGCGGAAACAUACUUUUUCAGCAGUGGAAGUCAUGGUAUGGACCUCACCCAAGUGCUUCUGCGAAAGUUUGGAGAUAAGGAUCCUCUCUGUGCUGAUGUGUCUCCCAAGGAGCUUUUAAAUUCUUCAAGCUGGCAUAGGGACCCUUACUCUGGCCCAGAAUUCCAGGAGUCAUGCGGCUGCCUGAAGUGUCCAAAUAAAAGUGCCGGGGCUCCCUAUCUGACGAAUUGCCUGGGACACACACUGCUCAACCUCUCAGGCUACGACGUGGAAGAGUAUUUACUAAUGCCAUCUUCAAAACCAAGGCUUGGAGGUUGGUCUUUUGGAGUACAAAUUCCCAAUGAAGUUGAGGAUGUGAAGACAAACACAUCAAAGCAAAGAACUUUGGCAAAGGUGUGGUAUAACCAGAAGGGUUUCCAUUCUCUCCCUUCCUACCUAAAUCAUCUUAACAACCUGAUCUUAUGGCAACACUUACCGACUGAUGCUGCAGACUGGAGACAAUAUGGAAUAACACUGUACAGCCACCCAUAUGGAGGGGCCCUGCUGAAUGAAGACAAGAUCCUGGAGAGCAUCCGCCAAUGUGGUGUCGCCCUCUGCAUUGUCCUGGGAUUCUCCAUCUUGUCGGCAUCGAUUGGUAGCUCUGUCGUGAGGGACAGGGUGACUGGAGCUAAAAGGCUGCAGCAUAUAAGUGGCCUUGGCUACAGGACAUAUUGGCUAAUUAACUUCUUAUAUGACAUGCUCUUUUACUUGGUUUCUGUCUGCCUGUGUGUUGCCAUUAUAGUUGCCUUCCAGUUAACAGCUUUCACUUUCCGGGAGAAUUUGGUGGCCACAGCCCUCCUGCUGGCACUUUUCGGAUAUGCAAUGAUUCCAUGGAUGUAUCUGAUAUCCAGAAUUUUUUCCAGUUCAGACGUUGCUUUCAUCUCCUACAUCUCCUUGAACUUCAUCUUUGGCUUGUGCACCAUGCUGAUGACCACCAUGCCCAGGCUCUUGGCCAUCAUUUCCAAAGCCCAGAAUUUGCAGAAAAUCUACAAUGUCCUCAAGUGGGUUUUUACAAUUUUUCCUCAAUUCUGCCUGGGUCAAGGGCUCAUAGAACUCUGUUACAAUCAGAUCAAGUAUGACCUGACUCACAACUUUGGCAUUGAUUCUUAUGUGAGCCCCUUUGAGAUGAAUUUCUUGGGCUGGAUCUUCGUUGAGUUGACCUUGCAGGGCACAGUUCUUCUCCUCUUGAGGAUCAUGGUCCAUGGAGACCUUCAACGGUGGUCAAGGGUCCACUCUGCUCCUCAGGACACAGCCAAGUCUGCCCAGGACAUAGAUGUUGAAAAGGAACAAAGGAGGGUUCUGGAAGGAAGGACUGGAGGGGACAUCCUUGUGUUGGGCAACCUCAGUAAAAGUUACAGAAGUGUUUUCAGGUGGAAGACCACUGCUGUGAAAGGCAUUAGUCUGGGCAUACCACGAGGCGAGUGCUUUGGGCUCCUCGGAGUAAACGGCGCUGGGAAGAGCACAACAUUCAAAAUUCUGAAUGGUGAAAUUCCACCAAGUUCAGGCUAUGCUGUCAUCAGAACUCCUCAGGGAGAUAUGGUGGACCUGACUUCUGCUGGCAAAGUGGGCAUUCUCUUCGGCUACUGUCCACAGCAGGAUGCUCUGGAUGAGCUCCUGACUGGCUGGGAACAUCUCCAAUACUACUGCAGCCUCCGUGGGAUUCCAAAGCAGUACAUUCCAGAGGUGGCUGCAGACCUGGUAAAACGCCUUCACUUUGAACCUCAUGUGAACAAACCUGUGGCCACCUACAGUGGAGGAACCAGACGGAAGCUCUCCACUGCCCUGGCUCUGGUGGGAAAGCCUGACAUUCUUUUAUUGGAUGAGCCCAGCUCUGGGAUGGACCCCUGCUCUAAACGGUACCUGUGGCAGACAAUAACUCAGGAGGUUCGGGAUGGCUGUGCUGCAGUGUUAACCUCUCACAGCAUGGAAGAGUGCGAGGCUCUGUGUACCAGGCUAGCCAUAAUGGUGAAUGGCAGCUUCAGGUGUCUUGGCCCUCCUCAGCACAUCAAGAACAGGUUUGGUGAUGGUUAUACGGUCAAAGUUUGGCUCCACAAGGAAGGAAGCCAGGCUAGUGCUGUUUCUGACUGCUUGAAGCUCCAUUUUCCAGGAAUCCAGUUUAAGGGACAGCGCCUUAAUUUAUUGGAAUAUCAUGUACAAAAAAGUUGGGAGUGUUUAGCUGAUUUGUUCAAGGUUCUGGAGAACAACAAGAGCCUCCUGAAUAUCGAGCAUUACUCCAUCAGCCAGACCACUCUGGAGCAGGUUUUUGUUAAUUUUGCCACUGAACAACUGUAAAGUCCACACUUUCCUGUUGAUGUCCCCAUCCACUGAUGGUCAUCUUCUGUACCAUUCACAUAUCUAGGUACUAGAGGAAGAAGCCUGUCUUUUAUGACAGUUCAUCAAAGACCAGACACGGGCACAGCUGGAGACUGAAAAGA